AUGGCUUCCUUGGACGACCGCAUUUCCAAGCCGGACAAUGGCCAAAUUGAGGGCAAGGACAUCGGAUCUUCUACUGUGAACGCCAAGGCUGAGAAGGAGAUGAGCGACGUGUCCAAGGCCCAAACCGAUGGAGCGACCGGAUCAGCAGGCGGCUCUUCUGGCAUCUAUGAUCCGAGCUAUGAGGUCAACGUCAAGCUCAGCGACCUUCAAGCCAACCCUAAUGAUCCUCUCUACUCGAUCAAGUCCUUUGAAGAGCUUGGUUUGGAUGAAAAUAUUCUCAAAGGCAUCUAUCAGAUGCGUUUUACCAAGCCAUCUAAGAUUCAGGAGAAGGCUCUGCCUCUCUUGCUUCGCGAUCCUCCCACUAAUAUGAUCGGACAAUCCCAGUCUGGCACCGGAAAGACAGCAGCUUUUGUUCUCAACAUGCUAUCACGCCUCGACUACUCUCCUACUAUGGUCAACACCCCUCAAGCUCUUGUACUUGCGCCAAGCCGCGAAUUGGCCCGUCAGAUCCUUGGAGUCAUCCAGGUCAUGGGAUCCUUCGUCGAGGGUCUGACCGCUGGUGUCGCUAUCCCAAUGGAGGUCGCAAACCGCAAUAGAGAUGGCCUCAAGGUUCAGAUCGUUGUUGGCACUCCUGGAACUACUAUGGACAUGAUCAAACGCCGCCAGCUGAUGGCUGAUAAGAUCAAAGUUCUUGUGCUUGACGAGGCCGACAACAUGUUGGAUCAACAAGGUCUUGGAGAUCAAUGCAUUCGGGUCAAGCAACUGCUACCAAAGACUGUUCAGGUCGUUCUGUUCUCGGCCACCUUUCCCAACCAUGUCGUCGAGUACGCCAGCAGAUUCGCUCCAAAUGCGAAUCAAAUCACCUUAAAGCAUGAGGAACUUACGGUCGAGGGCAUCAAGCAGCUGUAUCUUGAUUGUCCUACGGAGCUAGAUAAGUUUGACGCAUUGGUCCGUUUGUAUGGUCUCAUGACCAUCGGAUCGUCCAUAAUAUUCGUGAGGACUCGCCACACUGCCCUGGAAAUUGAGAGACGUAUGAACGCAGAGAACCACACUGUUGCCUGCUUGACCGGAGAGUACCUAGGAGCUCAGCGUGACAUUAUCAUCGACUCAUUCCGUAGCGGCCAUUCCAAGGUCCUCAUCACCACCAACGUCCUAUCUCGCGGUAUCGAUGUUCAAACCGUCUCUCUCGUGGUUAAUUAUGAUCUCCCAGACGACGGUCACGGCAACACCGACCCUCAGACUUACCUUCAUCGUAUCGGUCGUACCGGCCGCUUUGGACGUGUCGGUGUCUCAAUCAGCCUCAUCUGCGGCCAACGGAGCUAUAGAAUGCUCAAGGAGAUUUCUGACUACUUCGGCGUGGAGAUGAAAUCUCUUCCCCACAACGACUGGGACCAAGUCGAAGAGAUUAUCAAGAAGGUCAUCAAGAGCUCUCGCGCCGGAUCGAAUUUCCAGGCCACCAACGCCGCGACGGCUGGCCCAGCGAAUGGCACGAACGAUGUUAGCAUGGAACCGUCCGGCAGUAGUUGGAUGUGA
This is a messenger RNA of Letharia columbiana, 1533 nucleotides long. RefSeq lists its product as uncharacterized. Gene Ontology annotation, molecular function: ATP binding; RNA helicase activity; translation initiation factor activity. Lineage: Eukaryota; Fungi; Ascomycota; Lecanoromycetes; Lecanorales; Parmeliaceae. Gene Ontology annotation, cellular component: cytoplasmic stress granule. Gene Ontology annotation, biological process: cytoplasmic translational initiation. The transcript is spliced from 7 exons. Bases 1 to 1533 code for a protein of 510 amino acids. The record is from RefSeq and is a predicted model, not a curated record.